Molecule: messenger RNA, 3039 nt
Organism: Gordionus sp. m RMFG-2023
Lineage: Eukaryota; Metazoa; Nematomorpha; Gordioida; Chordodea; Parachordodidae
Exons: 3
Coding region: 16-2745 (909 amino acids)
Molecular function (GO): acyltransferase activity, transferring groups other than amino-acyl groups
Source: RefSeq, a predicted model, not a curated record
UUUAUAAUUGCCAAUAUGAAUAAAAUUAAAAUAUACCAAACUCUAUACUUUAUAAUAAUAACAAUAAAAUCGAAUUUUAUAAACCCAUUACAAAUAACUAAUCCUAAUAUUUAUUCUGAUAAUUUGGAUGAAUCAAAUCAAUUAGAUAUUGAAGGUAAUCAAUUGCUCAAUUUUCUAAUAAAACAUACUUUUUAUCAAAAUUUUGAUAAAAAUUUUGAGAUACAUAGUGAAUGGAAUUCAUUAACAUUAUCAUCUGAAUGUAAAUCGGAUCUUAUAUCACUGAGUGUGGGUUUGACCUUGUCUAAAUCUUGGGCUUUACAUAUGAUAGACUCUUGGGGUAAAAUUCCUGCUGGAAUUUUAAAGGGAAAUUUGUUUGCACUGGGUUCAUUUUAUGAAUGCAUGGAUUUGGCUCAUAAAUGGAAACACUUAAGGAAUUCUUCAAAUGAUAAUUGGGGACCAUUUGGAAAAAUGCCAAAAUCUCCACCAUCUUAUUGCCUUGUAGAUAUAGAUGUUGGAAAUCCUUUAUUAGCGAAUGCUACGAUAAAUUAUAUAAAGGCUCGUAAUAGAGACAUUAUUCCACUUAUUCUCAAAUUACCAGGGAUGUACUAUUAUCAAAGUUGGUGCUUACCUGAUUCUUGUUCACCUAAUGAUAUAUAUAAUUUAAAUAACCUUUUACUCCAAUGGCUAACUAAAAGCAAGUACUAUACAUUCAUAAAUGCUCCAUUUAUAGCGAGAGUUCAGUGUACUGAUAUUAAUAACACCUUAAUAACAUGGCCUAUAAAUUUAGUACAUAGUUCAUAUACUGAAAGUAAUGAAGAAUAUAAUAAAGAUUCAAAGCCCAUUCCAACCAUUCCCCCAAUUUCCCCUAUCAUUUAUGACCCUGGAUCCUUGAAGAAGCUGUUUAUAGCUCAAAAAUGGAAGGACCAUCUAUUAGCUUAUCUCUUCUUUGGAUUUUUUAUUAGUUUCAUAUUGAUAGCUUUUUUAUUGGACUUAAUAAUUUCUUCCAAAAACUUAAGCAACACAGAUCACGUAACAACCAAUGAAGGCUCAAAUUUUGUGACAAAGGCUAAAACACAUGUAACCACAAUGGCACAAUCCUUAUCUCCCCUUCACAACCUUCCUUCCUUAUUCUGGGUUGAUUACUCUUAUUAUGAUUGCUUACCAAUCCCUCAAGAAAUUUCUCCAGAAUCUAUUGAAUCACAUUAUUAUUAUCACUCACCUAUUAUUCCUGGUCUAAGAGCUCUUAGCUUACUUUGGAUAAUCUAUGCAAAUAGUGUUGUUCUUGGUACUCCUUAUCUAUCCGACCCUAUUCGAGCUUCACUUUCUUUCCCUAAUUUUAUCUCCCUUUCCUUGAAUGGGGCCUUAUUUGCUGUUGACACUUUCUACUUUCUAUCAGGACUAUGCUCAGCUCCAGCAUUGCUUUAUUGGACCUAUCAUCGAUCCUCAUCAUCAACUUGUCUCUCACGUUUGUUAGGUAUUUUCGCUCUGUACACCUACCGCUACGUUCGUUUCACGCUACCUUACAUGGCCGUCAUACUUUACACCGUUUGGCUGCUUCCCUCUCUCUCUUCCCAUUCCUCAACCCUCCCCGACCUGAGCCAAGGAUGCCGUUCCCGAUGGUGGACCAAUAUGAUCUACCUUAACAAUUUCAACGGUCCCGAUUGGGCCAAGUGUCUACCCUGGACCUGGUACGUUGCCAACGAGGCCCAAUUUUUCAUUUUCGCUCCCGUUUUAGCUACGCUUUACGCGCGUUCCAGAGCUCUCGGCAUGACCUUAAUUAUACACGCCCUGAUUGCUAGCGUGUCGGCGGCCUUCGCCCUGAGUUUCGUUAAUCGAUACAGAUCAAUAUUUUCCGUGAAUGAUCCUCAGCUGUUUCCUUACUUCUACGAUUAUUACAUCCGUCCUUACAUAAGGCUUCCUGCUUACCUCGUGGGUCUUUCUUUUGGGUUAAUCCUUUACUGCAGCCAUCAAAGGCGCCGGGAUAACCAAUCUUCCCACGUUUUAGAUUUGGAGAGCGAAGAGGGGGAUUACAAUGAAGACGGCGACGAUAUACCGACGGAAGACGGUGCGGAUACCUCGGGAAUAUUGCAUAGGGGGGUUAGGAAUAUAUCUUCCAGGGCCUCGUUGCAUAUCAGAAGGACGGGCAAGAAAAUGAGCCGCAAAUCUGCCAAAUUGCUGCAAGAUCCACUCAAAAGGGCGGUCCUUUGGUGCGUGUUGAUCGCCUUAGUCUUGGCCAUGAUAUACGGGGUCAAGCCCGAAACGCGAUCGCUGACCCCGUUUGGAUCCAGUUUGUCCCAGGCUGACGCAACUAAUACUAUUGCCAGUUAUAACGGUUCCCAUACUAAUCGCGGUUUUAGCCCGCUCCUUUCCGCUUUUUACAACUCCAUGACGCGGCCCGUUUGGGUUCUCUUUUUAAUUUGGGUUAUUGUUAGUUGUAGGGAACGAUAUGCCACACCAGGUGGUAAACAAAGGACCGGUUUGGUGGCCUCGAUCCUAAGUGCCAGGGUGUGGUUACCCUUAAGUAAUUUGGCUUUCCCGGCUUACCUAAUACAUCCUCUCGUUAUUUUAUGCUAUUAUUCCUCGCUCAACCAACCCCUAAAUUUUUCGCACCCACACUUAUUUAUGCUUUUUCUAGGGUUCGCUUUUGUGACCUUUGCUAUAUCGGCCUUAGUUUCCCUAAUCUUUGAAUUGCCUAUUAUAAACACGACACGAUUAUAUGUUAGAAGAUUACAGGAACGAGAAUAAUGAUCGUAAUCUUUUUUACGAAUUUCAAAAAUUAAAUACAACAUCAUUAUAUUAUUAAUAUUGAUUGAUUUUUCUUCUGCAAAAUCUUUAACACAUUUUUUUUCCCCCAAUCGAUAUCAUUAAAUUAUUUUCAUAUUUAAAUAUUAUAUUUAAUAUAUUUACAUUUAAUCCCUCAAAUUUUAUACUUGUAAUUUAUAAAUAUAUUUCAUUUUACAACAAUAUUACUUGUUUUACCAACUUGUAAAUAUAAUAUAUGCAAAAUUAGUUUUAACACACAUUUUUACUACUUUUUAU